AUGCAACUGAACAACAGUGGAACUGAGUUUAUACUAUUGGGCUUGACACAGGAUCCUAUGAAGCAAAAAUUUGUGUUCUUAGUCUUCUCAAUUUUCUAUGUGGCAACAAUGGUGGGGAACAUCCUCAUUAUCGUGACCAUCAAAUGCAGCCGGACACUAGGAAGCCCCAUGUACUUCUUCCUAUUUUAUUUGUCCCUUGCCGAUUCUUGCUUCUCAACUUCUAUUACCCCUAGAUUAAUCAUGGAUGCUAUCUCUUCCAAGAAAACUAUAUCCUACAAGGAAUGCAUGACACAAGUCUUUGCACUGCAUUUAUUUGGCUGCAUGGAGAUCUUCGUACUCAUCCUCAUGGCCUUUGAUCGCUAUGUGGCCAUCUGCAAGCCCUUGCACUACCCAGCCAUCAUGAGAAGGCAGGUUUGCAUCUUCUUGGUUGGUCUUGCCUGGACAGGCUCUUUUAUACAUGCCACAGCACAGAAUAUCCUGGUUUUGAGAUUGCCCUUCUGUGGAUCCAAUCUGAUUGAUCAUUACUGCUGUGAUUUGCAGCCUUUGUUGAAGCUUGCCUGCAUGGACACUUAUGUGAUCAACUUGCUGUUAGUGUCUAACAGUGGAGCCAUUUGCUCCAGUAGUUUCCUGUUUUUGAUGAUCUCCUACACUGUCAUCUUGUACUCACUGCGGAACCACAGUGCAGAAGCCAGGAAGAAAGCACUUGCCACCUGCACUUCUCACAUCAUCAUAGUCAUCUUGUUCUUUGGUCCCUGCAUAUUCAUCUAUACACGACCCCCAACCACUUUCCCCAUCGACAAGAUGGUCACUGUGUUUUACACCAUUGGUACACCCUUUCUCAACCCACUCAUCUACACACUGAGGAACGCGGAAGUGAAAACUGCCAUGAAAAAGCUAUGGUAUAAGAAAAUUAUUUUAUAA
Molecule: messenger RNA, 921 nt
Organism: Ochotona princeps (American pika)
Lineage: Eukaryota; Metazoa; Chordata; Mammalia; Lagomorpha; Ochotonidae
Product: olfactory receptor 4C11
Exons: 1
Coding region: 1-921 (306 amino acids)
Biological process (GO): G protein-coupled receptor signaling pathway
Cellular component (GO): membrane
Molecular function (GO): G protein-coupled receptor activity; olfactory receptor activity
Source: RefSeq, a predicted model, not a curated record